Pelobates fuscus (common spadefoot toad) is the source of this 1041-nucleotide messenger RNA. It is a transcript of the gene NEIL2, whose product is annotated as nei like DNA glycosylase 2. Gene Ontology annotation, molecular function: damaged DNA binding; DNA N-glycosylase activity; DNA-(apurinic or apyrimidinic site) endonuclease activity. Gene Ontology annotation, biological process: base-excision repair. The record is from RefSeq and is a predicted model, not a curated record. The coding region runs from base 67 to 1041 and encodes 324 amino acids. The transcript has 5 exons. Lineage: Eukaryota; Metazoa; Chordata; Amphibia; Anura; Pelobatidae.
GUCUGACACUCAGUGUGGUCAUGUUAUUUAUAGACAGAGCCAUAUUACAGAGAGAUCCUCGCAGAGAUGCCAGAAGGCCCAACUGUACGGAAGUUCAAUUCACUGGUCCGUCCAUUUGUGAAUCUGUUAAUUGUAAAUGUUGGAGGAAGAACACGUCAGAUCAAUCCUCAAGAUUUGAAGGGACAACAUUUUAUAAAUUCUCAGGUUCAUGGAAAAAAUCUAUACAUGGCAUUUGGCCAUGAUAAUAAAAAUUCCAAAAACUAUGAUUUAUGUCAGCAUGAGGAAGGGCAGACACAAAGCCAGCAAGCAGAGGGCAGCUUGGAGAAACAUUGCUUGUUGGGUGAUGAUCCACUUGAAGAGUCCUCAAAGGUUCCUAAAGAUCUGCAUACGGGAGAACCUACUGAAAAUGAUCUGUGUUUAAGGUGGCUUCGUUUCCAUUUUGGGCUGUACGGAAGUGUGCGAGCCAACGAGUAUUCCAGAGCAAGGAAAGAAAAUAAAAGAGGGGUUUGGCGAGACCCAUCACCUAGAUUAAUCCUGCACUUUGAUUCUGAGAGAUUCUUGGUGUUUUACAAUUGCCGGAUGACGUGGUGCUCGUCCCCUUUCUCUGAACCUGCAUGUGACAUCCUUUGCCCAGAGUUUGACAAGGAGAGAGCUUUGAGAGCAUUGUCUGUGCCAAGACCAGUCUGCAUAACUCUGAUGGAUCAGAGGCAUUUCUCUGGAGUAGGGAACAUUAUCAAGAAUGAGGUUCUGUUUUUGGCAAAUGUCCACCCUCUUUCAUUUGGGUCACACCUGCCAUCAGAGAGUCUACAAUGCAUUCUGGACCACACCAUACGCUUCACUUGUAAUUGGCUGAAUAAUAAGCUGCAGAGGAAAGGUCUCCGCUAUCAUAUUUACAUGAAGGAAUGUUGUGACAAGGGCCACAAGGUGGUAAAAGAAUCCAUUGGUCCCACCUAUGGGCUGAAGCGGCUUACCUGGUAUUGCCCUGAGUGUCAACCACAUGUAAAAUCUGAGAAUGCAGUGCCAUCCAAGGAAGACCUGUAG